Molecule: messenger RNA, 3295 nt
Organism: Synchiropus splendidus (mandarinfish)
Lineage: Eukaryota; Metazoa; Chordata; Actinopteri; Syngnathiformes; Callionymidae
Gene: med16
Product: mediator complex subunit 16
Exons: 16
Coding region: 213-2726 (837 amino acids)
Biological process (GO): positive regulation of DNA-templated transcription
Cellular component (GO): mediator complex
Molecular function (GO): protein binding
Source: RefSeq, a predicted model, not a curated record
UAGUCGUCUGAAUGGACGACAGCGGAGCGCGGAGACGGCUGAUAUUUUCUAAAUGUGAAUUAGCGUUCAUAGUUUUGCAGUCUCGCUUUAUUACUCCCUUGGUGUGGCUGUAUCGAGCCCCGUUGUAUUUUAAAUUAGAAUUCGAUUCGAUCUGUCACUAAGAAGUUGUUGAAGAAGCUUCACGUAUCAGUUGCGUCGUAUUCAUAGGAACCAUGGAGCUGGCGUACGUCUGUGAGUGGGAGAAACGGCCAAAGAACACCCACUGUCCAUCCAUCCCUCUGGUCUGUGCCUGGUCAUGUAGGAACCUGGUAGCGUUUACCACUGACCUGAAGAAUGACGAUGACGACAAAGAUGUCAGUCACAUGAUCCACAUUAUCGACACGGACCACCCGUGGGAUGUUUACUCCAUCAACUCAGGACAUGCCGAGGUCAUUUCUUGUCUUGAAUGGGACCAGUCAGGAUCCAGGCUACUUUCAGCAGAUGGUGAUGGACAGAUCAAAUGCUGGUCCAUGUCGGAUCAUCUGGUCAACAGCUGGGAAAGCUGUCUUUCCAGUUCUGUGGACGGCGAUCCCAUUGUUGCGCUGAGUUGGCUGCACAAUGGAGUCAAACUGGCUCUCCAUGUGGAGAUGUCUGGAUCUACAAACUUUAGCGAGAAGUUCUCCCGAGUCAAGUUCUCCCCGUCUUUGACUCUGUUUGGUGGGAAACCGAUGGAGGGCUGGCUGGCGGUGACGGUCAGUGGUCUGGUCACCGUUUCGCUGCUGAAGCCCGGUGGUGCUCUGCUGACAGCCAGUGAGAGUCUCUGUCGGCUGCGAGGACGAGUGGCAUUGGCCGACAUCGCCUUCACCGGAGGAGGCAACAUUGUGGUGGCAGCGACUGAUGGCAGCAGCUCAUCUCCUGUGCAGUUCUACAAGGUGGUCGUCAGUGUGGUGAGCGAGAAGUGCCGCAUCGACACAGAGCUGUUACCGUCCUUGUUCCUGAGAUGCACCACUGACCCACUCAGGAGGGAGAAGUACCCCGCUGUCACGCAUCUCAAAUUCCUGACCAGGGAGAAUUCAGAACAGGUUCUUCUCUGUGCGUCCAAUCAGAGCGGCAGCAUCGUGGAAUGUUGGUCCCUGAGGAAAGAGGGACUUCCUGUCAAUAACAUCUUCCAGCAUCGGUCACCAGUCUUGUUGGAGAAGCAACCAACAAUCCUGAAAUGGAGGAUCUUGACCACUACCACUGACAUGGAGCGAGUGUCGGCCAUCGCUCUGCCGAAACUGCCCAUCUCAAUAUCCAAUACCGACCUGAAGGUGGCAUCAGAUACAAAGUUCUGCCCAGGACUUGGUCUGGCUCUUGCCUUCCACGACGGCAGCAUCCAGAUCUUCCACCGUCUUUCUCUCCAGGUGAUGGGCGUUUUCUAUGGCUCCUCGUCCACAUCUGGACCUGGGCAGCGGCCUGGAGACGAAACGUCUAUCAAGCGACAGAGAACGGCAGGGCCCAUCCUCCACUUCAAAGCGCUGCAGUUCUCCUGGACGUCCUUGGCUCUGGCGGGAGUGGACAACCACGGGAAGCUCCACAUUCUGCGAGUAUCGCCAUCUAUGGGUCAGGUGCUGGAGAUGAACACGACCUUGCGCCAUCUUCUGUUCCUGUUGGAGUAUUGCAUGGUGACAGGCUACGACUGGUGGGAUGUAUUGCUGCAUGUGCAGCCUAAUAUGGUCCACAACCUGGUGGAGAAGCUGCACGAGGAGUACAUGAGGCAGAACCAGGCACUGCAGCAGGUCCUGGCCACACGUAUUGUCGCUGUCAAGGCAUCUCUGUGUAAACUGUCCACAGCGACAGCGGCUCGGGCUUGCGACUUCCACGCAAAGCUGCUGCUGAUUGCUAUCAGUUCCACCCUGAAGUCCCUGCUGAGGCCUCUCACCCUCAACCCCGCUGACAAAAGUCCUGGCGACCGACUGGCUGAGAUCUGCGCCAAGAACAUCGACACAGAUAUUGAUAAGGUGAUGCUGAACCUGAAGACGGAGGAGUUUGUGUUGGACGGACCGCCACUGCAGUCACUGCAGCAGCUCAUCCAGUGGGUAGGGGACUUUGUCCUCUAUUUGCUGGCCAACCUGCCCAACCAGGGCUCCAUGGUCCGACCGGGGUUUGGCUUCAUGAGGGACGGGGCGUCUCUCGGGAUGCUGAGGGAGAUGCUGGUGAUGAUCCGCAUCUGGGGUCUACUGAAGUCCGGCUGCCUGCCCACCUUCACUGCCACGUCGGACAACCAGGACAGCAUGCAGCUUCUGUUCCGGCUGCUCACCAAGCUGUGGCUCUGUGCUCGGGAGGAUGGACCCCCCCAAGACCCCGAUGAGACCCUGAUAGACGAGUGCUGUCUGUUGCCCAGCCAGCUGCUGGUCCCCAGCAUGGAGUGGCUCCCGGUGAACGAUGGGGUCAUUGUGAAGCUGCAAGGCAAACUUCCGCUGAGGCUGCAAUUCGGGAAAACACUGUCGCUGCCUGGACUGGGCUCCCCCUCCGUCCCGAUGGAUGCCUUCACCAGGAGCCCCAGCACUCAGAAAAUGGAUAAUCUACGUUGCAUCCACAUGGGCGUCUGUCCCACGGAGGAGAGCAAAGCUUGCACCAGGUGCGGCUGCGUCACAAUGCUUCGCUCACCCAACAAAACCAGCGCCAUGAAGCAGUGGGAGCAGCGCUGGAUCAAAAACUGCCUGUGCGGAGGUUUGUGGAGGAGGAUACCAACAACAAGCACAUGAACACACCAUGACUGGUCCUGCAGAUGGGGGCACUUACACCUACAGGGUGCACCUGAACUCAACAGAGGAUUACACACUCACGGACAAACUUGAACUUUUUAUCAAUGCUCAGUUUGGACCCUUGAGGACAUGGAACACCUGAACACAACACUUAAAAACCCAAAACGUCACGAACUUCAAAGUGAACACCGGAACCUGUAUGUAUAUGUUUGUAUAGUCAUGUGAAUCAAACAAAAAGGAAAAUGACUGAUCUGAACACAGCAAAAUCACCAACCGCAUGUGCCACAGACCUUUCUCAUCUCAUCAUACAUCAAAUACAUGGACUCAUGUAGCAGAUGGGCGUCGAACAGCGGGACACAGGUUCUGUGAAAGCACGACAGACAAUAAUUGACCUGGAUGCCACUCAGCUGGAGGCGAUUCCAUGAACACACCAUGAAAGCUUGGCCUUCACACCGGACUUGAACACUGACCUGGUGCCAGAAGUUCCAAACUUAUGUUGAUCUCUUUUCCUUGUUAUUAAAACAUGGUGUAUAGCAGUUGGAUUUUUGUACAUUCAUUUCUAAUAAAUG